ACAACUGAAAAUGAAUGACUGCUUUAUUUGUUUUCUUCUCUCUUGCGUGACAAUAUAAUACUUAACAAAACACACAUCCCCAGUACAAUCUUGUAAUCAUUACUCUCACUAGCUAUAUUUUCUCUCUCUAGCUAGCUAGCUAUGUUUCUCUCUCCUCAAUAUAUAUUGUCUAUAUAUAUUCAUACCCUUGUGGUAUAUUUACACUAUUUUCUCUCUUUGCAUGUUUAAUCAAUAUCUAUAUAUAUACAUAAAUAUAUAUACAUACAGUUCUUAAUUAGAAGAACUUAGUGUGUUGCAUGGGGAUGGAUUCUUCAAUUGCACAGCAUCACCACCAGGAAAUGAAUUGUUCUUCAUCAUCACAAACACUAGAGAGCAUGCUGGCCGGCGGCACAAAAUCGGCGGCGCAGCAGCAAGAAAACAAGAAACCGAGGCCGGCGGACAUGGAUUCCCUAAAAUGCCCUCGGUGCGACUCCACCAACACAAAGUUCUGCUACUACAACAACUACAGCCUCUCCCAGCCGAGGUAUUUCUGUAAAUCGUGCCGGCGUUACUGGACGAAAGGGGGUACCCUCCGAAACGUUCCGGUCGGCGGAGGCUGCAGGAAGAACAAACGGCCCUCGUCCGCUUCAUCUUCCUGCUCCUCCGCCUCCUCCAGGCAGCGGAGCCAGGACAACAACCACCACCACAACCCGAUUGUGGUGGGGCCCGCUGCGAAUAUUCCGUCGUCCAACGACGAUCUCAACCUUGCGAUUGCUCGGCUUCAAAGGCAAGAUAAUACUAAUCAUGAUUUUUCGAUUUGGGGGAAUCCAAACAUGCCCUAUCAUCAUAUGCAUGAUCAUUCCCUUAUUAGGAGUGAGUUUCUUGAAACCCCUCUUAAUGGGAUUCCGAGUUUUCAGUAUGAAAACAUCGGAAUCGGAAUGGGAAUUGGAAUGGGAAUCGGAAUGGGAAACCCGUAUGAGGAAUUCAACACCACCACUUCCAUGGCGGUGAAAGACGAAGAUGAAAAUAGUAAAGUGUUGUUUGGAUUCCCGUGGCAGAACGGCGGUGGGAAUAGCAAUACCGGGGAAUUCGAUUCCGGCGCCAGACUAAGCUGGAAUGGAAUCAAUAAUGGUUCAUCUUAUAACAAUUGGCAUGGGCUUCUCAAUAGCCCUCUCAUGUAAUAAAAAAAAACAAACAUCGAGUCUUAAUUAUUCUUGGAAUAAUUAAACAAAUAUUUAAUUUCAAGAACCAGGGUUUGGUGAUAGAUUAAUUUUAUUUUAAUUUUUAAUUUAAUUAUUUGAAGUGUUUAACUUAAUUUUAAUGAUGUGGGUUUUGUCUGUAGUAAGAAGGAAUGUUGUCAGUUGAUUUUAUUUUGUAUGAUGACAAACUAAUGGAAUUUCUAUUAUUACCAAAUCAUGGUUUUA
Molecule: messenger RNA, 1403 nt
Organism: Erythranthe guttata (spotted monkey flower)
Lineage: Eukaryota; Viridiplantae; Streptophyta; Magnoliopsida; Lamiales; Phrymaceae
Product: dof zinc finger protein DOF2.1
Biological process (GO): regulation of DNA-templated transcription
Molecular function (GO): DNA-binding transcription factor activity; DNA binding
Source: RefSeq, a predicted model, not a curated record